Messenger RNA from Postia placenta MAD-698-R-SB12, 3411 nucleotides. RefSeq lists its product as hypothetical. The transcript is spliced from 8 exons. Gene Ontology annotation, biological process: transcription elongation by RNA polymerase I; DNA-templated transcription; regulation of mRNA 3'-end processing. Lineage: Eukaryota; Fungi; Basidiomycota; Agaricomycetes; Polyporales; Adustoporiaceae. The record is from RefSeq and is a predicted model, not a curated record. Gene Ontology annotation, cellular component: nucleus. Gene Ontology annotation, molecular function: RNA polymerase II transcription regulatory region sequence-specific DNA binding. Bases 1 to 3411 code for a protein of 1136 amino acids.
AUGUCGAGUCGCCCCGCAAUGCGCCCACGCAACGGUACCAUAACACAGAAUGAAACUCACCAGAGAGAGAAUGUCAAGCUGGAUAGCACGAAGGGGAAAGGGAAGCCUAGGCCGCAUAUCGCAAGCAAGGUCUUCUGCGUUUGUCGCAAACCGGACGACGGGACACCCAUGAUUCGUUGCGAGCAAUGUCGUGAAUGGUUCGUGUUCUCUGCCACUGGGUUGGGUGCAAUUCGACUGAACUGUGUCAGGUAUCAUUUUCGUUGUGUUGGCUUAUCGGAGCGGGACGCGGAGGACAUCCAAACGUAUAUUUGUGAACGCUGCCAUCAAAAGACUGGCCUGCGUACGAUCAUGGAAUGGGAAGGCGUAGACGGGCUGGAGGUCGUCAACCCGCCCGACGUACGAUCACCGACGCUGGGAUCAGAGGAUCAGGGGGGUGAAGCGGGGGAGCAUGAGUCUCAAUCAGAAGACGAGAGCGCGGACGAUUAUGUCGCUGGAGCAGGGAGGUUGCCCGCAGGCAAGCGUCGAUCUCGGCGCGUGUCCACGUCGUCGGACUCGGACAGUGACUCUGGACGGUCAGCGAAGGGGCCAAACCUGACGAAGAGGAUCCGUCGUGAUGUCCCUGUCGGCGCAAACGCACCACCACCUGCGAAUGGCACCAAGCGGAAGCAGCCUGACGCAGCUCAGCCUGCGAUCAAACGGUCGCGCACCGAGUCCGGCGAGGACCCUGCGCGGAAGUAUUGUCUGACGAAGCUGUUGGAGGUGUUCACACGUAUCUUCACGCAGUAUCCAUUUCUGAACGACGGGCGCCAAGAUCGGGAUGCUGGCGUUGGGAGGGAUUUCACACCAGACAAGGCCCCGGAGGAGCUGACUGACGAGGAAAAGGAAAAGCUGGAGGCGACAGCGAGGCAGUUCACUGCAGAUCUCGAACAGUGUAUGUUCGCCAUAUAUUCUGAACCCGAUAAGACCGGAAAACCUCACGCCGCGGGCAAAUACAAGUACGUGAUUGUGUCAUAUAUCGUCAAAACGCCAGUGACAAACCCUAUUGCGUAUAGGGAGCGUUUUCGGAUGCUUACUUUUAAUUUGAGCAAACCUGAUCGUGUUCUUCUGCACAAGCGCAUCGCGUCUUCGCAGAUCCCGCCGAGAGAGUUGUCUACAAUGUCAUCCACUGACCUGGCCGACGAAGAAACAAAGCAGUCCAUCAAGCACGCCGAGCAGGAGGCUCUGGCUCACUCCAUUCUGAAGAAGCAGACGCUUCCUCGCGCAAAGAUUACCCACAAGGGCAUUGAAAACAUCGAGGACAUGUAUGGUGCGGAACAGCGCGACAUGGAACGCGUGCGUGAGGAAGAGGAGGAGGCGCGAAUUGAGAGAGAACGAUUGGCACGGCUGAAAUUGCAGGCCGAGCGUGCACGGUCGGCGAGUUCCCUUGGUCAGGGUUCUGUGCCGCCCGAAUCGCCUGUCGUUUCGCAGUCAUCAUCCUGGGGCGCGCCCCAUUCGCUGCAGUCAGAUAGUAAUGCCGCGCAUUCAAUGGAGGGCUUGGCUAGACCAGCCCCGAACACUAUGUUCGUGUCCUCUGUAUCUGACUAUGUUGGAUUGGUGGAGCCUGAGCUCAAUCUUGCGGACCUGAUCAAUAUCGACGAGGAUCUCCCUCCCGAUGUUGCUGCUGUCGAGUCUCCCCCUUCGUCUACCGCGCCUCAUCUUGCUUCGUCUGAUGCGAGAUCUUCGUUCUCUCAGGCAAGUCCGACAUCGGAGAGCACACCUCCGGUACCAUCUACUACAGGCAUUUCUCCAUUUGCCGCCAAAUCCGACAUCACCUCGCGUUCAUCAUUCGAUCUCAGUUCUCUGUGGACUGCGAACGGCGCUGAGCAGACGUCCGAACAGCCAAUCAUUGUUGAUGCUCCCGAGUCGGAACGCCAGGAGGACCCCAAGGCGUCUGCUGUCGAUGUAGACAUUCUUGGGGAGGAAGCCGACGAUCAGGACUUUGACAUGUUCCUUGAAAAAGACGAAGAAGACAAGCCAACUGUGCCUGUGGAUGACAACAGUCCGGAGGCCCGACGAGCUGCGUUCGAGGCAUUGCCUAAAGUAUGGACGGGCACUCUGAGCAUGCCCCUCGAUGCAACAAUGGCGCAAGAGGUCUCGCUAUCCGCCUGUCAAGUUGGUGGUAGAGACAUCAAUCACGAACCACUGCUAUGGCAAACGUUGUUUCCUGCAAAAGCGCUUCGCAUUGACGGUCGAGUUCCGGUUGAGAAAUCGGCUCAGUAUUUGACACAAAUGCGCUUGAAUCCGACUAAAGAGCUCAUCGCGGUAGCGUUCUCUCCCGAUACUGGAACAGGCGCCGAGUUCAUUGGUUUCAAAGCCCUCGUUGAUCAUCUAGUGGCGAAAGGGCGUCAUGGUCUCGUCUUUCCCUGGGGCAACAGGCCCAAGGAGUGGGCUCCAGGGCGUGAACUUUACAUUGUUCCCCUCCUCACGACAGAGGCUAUACCCGAGUUUUUGGAAUUGCUCGACAACCUUCGCUUACCCAAACUCAGAGACCACGACUUCCUCAUUGGCGUCUGGGUACUUGGCAAAAAUCGACUAGCACCACCACCUCCUGGCGCGAUGCCGGCUCCAGCGCCCAUCAACAUCGCCCCCAGCGCUCUGUAUCAUCAAGCUUUGCACUCGCCAUUGGGGACACAAUUCCUACCACAAGGCCAGCCGACAGCCUCUACAUCAACUCUGGGACAGCCUGCGCCCACAGAUGCGGUGCUGGCAGCGGAAGUCGCGCAGCUUACGCCAGAGCAAAUACAACAGAUGCUUCGGACACUGACAUCUUCUGCGCUACUCAACACCCAGACGUCCGCUGUGCUACCACCACCACCACCACCCCAGCCAGUCAUCCCCCUGCCAACUUCACAGCUCCUUAUGUCACAACAACAGACGAUUCCGAUCCAGCCUUGGUUAAACCAGCCGGUCACUUUCCAGCCUCACGUGCAGCCUCCUGCUCUUGCUCCAAUACCUGGUAACCAUCCGAUAAUGCCACCUGGCCUAGGGCCGUACCCCGAUCCUCAGUAUGAUCGUCGCUACGAUCAGGAUCGACAGUAUCCUCCCGAGAGUAUCGCGGAAGGGGUGCGCCUCGGGGCAGAGGUCGAGGCCGAGAACAUGGGGAUAGACCUCGGGAUUCUGGUUGGCGAGGACGAGGUAGAGGGUCCAGCCCGCCGCGCGGUAGGGGGUGGUCCGACCGCGGACGAUGGGAUUAAUAGCCGUUUCGUCUACAUUCGCUCUACUCUAUUUACGAUUUUGUUAUUCAGUGUAUCUAUAGGCGAUGCUACUUCGAUUUUGUCUUUGCGUACGUGUAUUGUAGGCAGUUGCCGAACGUCUGCCCCUGUUAAGAAAGGGCUCGUACACUUCCAUCAGGUGUUACGUAAGGAUUUGUGA